Molecule: messenger RNA, 2490 nt
Organism: Entelurus aequoreus (snake pipefish)
Lineage: Eukaryota; Metazoa; Chordata; Actinopteri; Syngnathiformes; Syngnathidae
Gene: inavaa
Product: innate immunity activator a
Exons: 10
Coding region: 121-1800 (559 amino acids)
Biological process (GO): positive regulation of protein ubiquitination; adherens junction maintenance
Source: RefSeq, a predicted model, not a curated record
GCUCUAACUCUCACAUUUGACCAGAGAAAGUCACACUCACAUAAGCUGUUGAUGCGCCAGCCAUGAGCGUGUAAAAGAAGAAGAUCACACACAAACUCAGAUAUUUCCAUACAAGACAAGAUGACGGCCAUCGAGAGCAAAGAAGAGAUCAGUGACACUGACAGCGGGAUUAUCCUGCACUCUGGUUCAGACAGCCCCACAUCUCCUGUCAAGGACCUGACCACGCACACCAGAGCUCUCAAACUGAAGCACCAGUCUCUGGAGGAGCGUCUGGAGCUCUGCCUGCUGGAGCUGAGGAAGCUGUGCAUCAGAGAAGCUGAGCUGACUGGUCAACUGCCCUCAGACUAUCCUCUCUUGCCUGAUGAGAAGCCACCUCAGGUCAGAAGGAGGAUCGGAGCUUCCUUCAAGCUGGACGAAGGUCUGAUCUAUUUGGAGAACGAGGAUUCCGAACUACAAGGGCUGGAAACCGAGCUGGCUCUUCAGCGGCAGAUUUACGAGGCGGCCCGCAGACUCUCCCUGGAGGGCAACCUCAGCAAGCCCCAGAAAAAAAGUCGGGCGCAGCAGUGCAAGAGGGAGGAAAAGAAAGUGAAGGAUCUGCAGGAGGCUGUAUUCCAACACAGGAUCAAGAGCGAGUGCAGCUCUCCAUGCGUCAGCAACUCAACAUGUAAAAGGAAUGAUUUGAAUAUGUCCGAUGACAGCUCCCUCUCUGACGUGGUGGCCCUGGAUGAUGACGUGGACUCCCUCGGGCCCAUCUCCACUCCAGUGUCCAUUACAGACCCACCUUCUAAGAACCUGCAGUCAUCCAUUGUGGAAUAUGAACGCUCUCCCAUUCAGAACUCUCCAUGGAAGGAGUCCAGUCUGGACCAGCCUUACCAGAAAAAUCUUAAACCUCUGUCUGUUGGCAGCAGCAGCUCCAGUCCAGCAGGAACUCGGGUCUCGGCAGACACCAACAGAAUUCCUCUCUCUCAGUUUAUCAAGAACUCAGCCCUUCGUCACCAGCACUCCACCAGCGCCCCCUCCACCCCAGAGCUGCACGUGCGCCGUCAGUACUCUCAAUCCUUCAGGCUCCCCAAAAGUAAGCCUGCUACGGACAAGGAGCGCCUGGGACCGGAGAACCCCAAAGGGCGAAGCCGUCUACCCCAGCGACGCUGCGCAGCCGACUUUAUCGUGCUGUCUCCGGAGUCCUCUCCCAUGCGGCCGUACCAGUCCAGUUCUGAGGACAGCAGCUCCGAGCACUCGUCUUCGUCCUACCUGAGCUCGCCAGGCAGGGAGGGACCCACUGAGAUCCCCAAGCUUUGCCCUCCGCCAUACGGCUUCCACUUUGGAGCGCCCAAAAAAGUGCUGCCGUGCGACUCGCCCAAGAACAACGGCAACCAGCCUCAGCCCGGGCCUUGUACCCCGCUUUCGCCUCAAGACCUGGGCAAGCGCUUUGUGUCCUCCCCGCCUGUCACGCGCAGCAUCCCGCAGCAAAGACGUUGGCAGGAGCAGGCGUCAACACCCAAGCUGCCGCCUCCUUACACCAGGGUGGCGCGAACGCCCUCGCUGAAGGAGUACCCCAACCACGUCAUCCGUGCCAUGCCCAGGGAGGUGGUGUCAGAGGAGCUCAAGUCCUGGCACCAACGCAGUCAGAACCCCGACUUGGUGGAGCAGCAGAGCCCUCUGGGGGUCAAGAGCCCCACUUCACCACACAUGCCGCCAUUCCAUCAGGGUUCUGGUAAUCUGGUCCUCCAGAGAGCUGCAGAUGGAACCCCAGUCCAGUGGUUUGUGGCAGAGGAUGCAGAAAUUGUGAGCCAGGUGUAGCCGUGACUCCAUAGUGUGUUUAUUAGAUCUAUGCUACCACUUUCUAUAUUGUCUAUCAUUUAGGCUGUAUUUAUUUAAGUCCUUGGACUCUCUAUGAGAAUGAUACGUCGAUGCAGACCUACAGUACGGUAGAUACCUCACCCUUUUUAUCAUAUAAUUUAAAAUUUAACGUAAGGCGACAUGCCAAUAUUAUUUAUUUAAAAUGUUUUUAUUCUGAGUAGACCCUUUUUUAUAAAAAUGAAAAAAUGUGAGGUGAAUCGAUGCAAUUAGAAGGAUGUGUCACAUCGUUUGAUGGAAAACACAUUUUGCACAAAAGAUUGCUUCUCCAUUCCUAAUAUAAUUUUAAUAAUUAUCCACUAUUUAAAGAGUAUUGCUCUAAACAUAAAGACUACUAAAUGUGUUGCUUUUUAUUUUAUUUAGUUCAGAUUUGAACAAUUCAUGAAUGAAUCAUGAAUUAUUCUUCCUUGAUGCCUUUGAGUGACUUGAUGACUUGUUUCCACUGCAGAAUGUUACCAACUAACCAGGUGAUUGUAUUGUUUUCUAUAUUUAUAGUAAAGAAUGUGCAAAUUAACAUUGCAUUGUGGGGUUUUUAUUUAAUUGAGAACUUAAAACCAAAGCUUUUUUUUUUUUACAUCAAAAGGUUUAAUACUUUGCCACAAAAAACCUCCCAGACUAGGGUUGUCCUGAUAC